Pyrus x bretschneideri (Chinese white pear) is the source of this 2137-nucleotide messenger RNA. RefSeq lists its product as uncharacterized. The transcript has 2 exons. NCBI's taxonomy places the organism in Eukaryota, Viridiplantae, Streptophyta, Magnoliopsida, Rosales, Rosaceae. Bases 418 to 1812 code for a protein of 464 amino acids. The record is from RefSeq and is a predicted model, not a curated record.
AGAUGAGGUAUGAUAUUGUCAAUUUUAUAAGAAGAGGUAUGAAAAUGUUGUGACACCAAUAGUUGAGGUAAUUUUUUGUACUUUAUCCAAAAAUUAAAAGAAAUCUUAGCACUUGGCAGAAAGCCAUAUUUACAAAACAACUAUAAAAUUCAGGACCUAACCUGCAAUGCCUCCAAAAAAGGAGAAAUUUUUCUUUUUGCUCGUAACACAAGUGGUAUAUCACGUUUUAUUACAUAAGUGGUGAAAAAUUUUCUUUUUUAUGUUAAUAAUUUUUUAAUACAAAAAUUUCAUCACCAGUAUAAAAACACGUAUUACGGUUACAUUUACAAAUCUCUCCAAAUAAACGCUUCACCAAGUCUGCCAUAACUCUAUACAAAAAACCAGAGCAAUUACUUAUCCAAUAGGUUAUUGAAGAAGAUGAACUCUCAAAGCGUCAAACACAUAUCAGAGUGUUUUGUCAAUCCACACCAUGUCUCAGAGGAAUCACAGCAGCUAUUGUACUUGGCACCGACCGACCUCGUCAUGCUCUCUGUCCACUAUAUCCAGAAAGGCCUCCUCUUUGCCAAACCUCCGGAAGCCAUGGAUCGCCGCCACAAGGCCGAGUUCGUCAAUUCCCUUUUGGACAGGCUCAAGCACUCUCUCUCCCUCGCCCUUGUUCAUUUUUACCCGCUCGCCGGCCGCCUCGCGACGAAGAAAGAAGAAAACCCACCUCUGUAUUUGGUUUAUGUAGAUUGCAGCAACAGCCCCGGAGCCAGGUUCAUCUAUGCAACUCUGGAUGCGUCGGUUUCGAACAUUCUUUCACCAACUGACGUGCCCUUGGUGGUUCAGUCGUUUUUCGAUCACGACAGAGCUGUUAACCACGACGGCCACACGGCGUCAUUGCUGACGGUUCAGGUGACGGAGCUUGUGGACGGCAUAUUCAUAGGGCUGUCCAUGAAUCACUGCCUUGGUGAUGGGACUUCUUUCUGGCAUUUCUUCAACACUUGGUCCGAGCUCUUUCAGGCAAUAACACAAGGAGUGCAUGACAAUACCAUCGUCCCCGGAAUCUCCAGACCGCCUGUUCUCAAGCGGUGGUUUCCGGACGGUCACGGCCCAAUCAUCAGCCUCCCUUACACAAACCCAGAUGAGUUCAUCGGCAGAUUCGAAGCUCCCGAACUCAGAGAGAGAAUGUUCCACUUCUCCUCAGAAUCCAUAGCCAAACUCAAAGCAAAGGCCAACUCAGAGUCCAACGCCACCAAAAUCUCAUCUUUCCAGUCCCUCUCCGCCCUUCUAUGGCGGUCCAUCACCCGUGCACGGCGUCUUCCUUCGAAUCAGUCAACCAGAUGCGGGUUGGCUGCGAAUAGCAGAGCAAGACUAGACCCACCAUUGUCCGGAGACUACUUCGGGAACUCGAUUCACAGGAUCAUCUCAGAAGCCGUGGCGGCCGGUGAACUCCUCCAACACGGCCUCGGGUGGGCGGCGUGGAAGCUGCACGAGGCGGUGGUGAAGCUCGACGACAGGGAGAUACGAGGAUUCCUUGACGCCUGGCUGCAGUCACCGACGGUGUGCCUAAUCGGCCAGUUUUUCGACCCGUACAUGGUGAUGAUGGGCAGCUCGCCGAGGUUCAACAUGUACGGCAACGAAUUCGGAAUGGGAAAGGCGGUGGCGCUGCGGAGCGGGUACGCAACUAAAUUUGGCGGGAAUGUUUCAUCGUAUGAAGGAAGGGAAAGGGGAAGCAUAGACUUGGGGGUUUGUCUUCCUCCUGAUGCAAUGAGUGCUCUUGAAUGUGAUGAGGAGUUCAUGGAAUUUGCAUCUGUACCACAAUAUUACUGAUCAUGUGCCAGCACCAUUCGUUCCGCUCUGCAUUCCUUAAUUGGUUGUAGCUUUGUAUUACAACGCAUGGGGUUGAGCCGCUUGCAUAAGUUCGGACUUAUCACUGGUUAGUGUUAGACCAAGUCAAUCUUAUCCCAAACUAAGCUCCGCAACAAACUCUUCAUAGGAUAAGAUUGCUAGGUCAGGUUUCAGUUUUGAAUAAUUCAAAGAUAAGCUGUUGUGAUUUUGUAUUUUUGAAUUCAAAGUUCUCCAUGUAAAUAGGGUAUUCAAAACCCUACUUGUAAUCUGAAAGUAUUGUAUAAAUAGACUGCGACCCAUCAUUAUA